AUGAAAAACCUUGAUGCACACAAGUACAUUAAAUUGGUGAAUUUGCUAAAUAAGAAGAAAAAAUAUCCCCAUUUUAAUUUAAAAUAUGUAAAAAAUGAAGAGGCACAAGAUCACAUUUCGAAUUGUGUGAAUAUAAAUAAUGCAAAAACACGAAAUAACACAAUCAAAUAUACCAAUGAAAAUGCCGUCAACAAGAUAUUAACAAAUGUAAUGCAAUUUGGAAAUGAAUCGGAGAUUGUUACACCCAAAAAUAAAGUAGGAAAUCUCUUUCCAAAUGAGAAGAACAAAAUGAAGAGAAAUAACAAUCUACAUCAUAGUAAUAGAACUGGUGAAGAUUUAACAAUACAAAUAAACUAUAUAAACGCGAAACAGAAACAUUUACAUGAAGUAACUUGUUCAUUAAGGGGUAAUAAUAGAACACAAAAGCAAGAUUGGAAAAAGGUAAAUUUACAAAAUGAUGAUAAAAUUAACCAAAUUCCUCAAGGGAAGAAGGAUGAUAAGACGGAUUUUGGGUUAAUUCAAAUGUAUUGUAAUGGUGGAUCCCAUGAAAAGUAUAAUUAUAUCAAUGGAAAGAAGAACACAGGGUUUGAUAAGGAGGUUGGCAUUUUGAACAAAAAUAAUGAAACGGAAAAAUUUAUAUUUUUUGAGAAAAGAGAAUCGUGCCUUAAAGAAAGUGAUUUAGAAAGGAGAAGGAUGAACACAAAUGAAAAAAACAAGGAUUAUAUAUUUAACAAUCGGACGAAUCGUUACACAUUUAGUAACGAAGACAAUGAAGGAAAUAACUUUACAGAAAAAAAUAAAAAUAUCAGUGAUUUACAUGCAGAUGAAAGUUCUUUUACCAAGGAGGAAGUAGCACAAGGAGAGUUAAGUAAUGAGGAAAAUUUUGCAAAAGUCAAAAUAACAAAGGAAAAUAUUAUAAACAUACAUGAAAUGAAUGAUGAUGGAAAAAAGGGGAAUAAAUGUGAGAAGAUGAUCAUAACAGAAGAGAACGAAAAUAUGAUCGAAGAAAGUAAGGGUAACUGUAACACGAUUUCAACCACAGGUGGUACCAUGUGUGUUGAAGAGUUGAAUACUUUGAAGAUGGAUGAAAACCAAGGGAGCGAUGGAAUAGGUAAAAUGGAUGAAGCAGAAAAUGAAGGAUUUUCAGAAAAGCAAAAGAAUCGAUGUGAUGAAAAACAAAGUGGAGAAGAUAAAGAGAAAAUAAAUUUUCAAAUGAAGAAUGGGAAAACGAAUAAGAAAUGUUUAUAUCCGCAUGAAAUUGUAGAAUAUUUAAACAAAUAUAUAAUAGGUCAAACAGAAGCAAAGAAAGUAGUAGCAAAUGCAUUGAGACAAAGAUGGAGAAGAAUACAAGUAAAUGACGAUAUGAAGAAAGAUAUCAUUCCAAAAAAUAUUUUGAUGAUAGGUCCUACAGGUGUUGGAAAAACAGAAAUAGCUAGAAGAAUUUCAAUGUUUGUAGAUGCACCUUUUAUCAAAGUAGAAGCAACAAAAUUUACGGAAGUUGGAUUUCAUGGAAAAGAUGUUGAUCAAAUUAUUAAAGAUUUGGUAGAAAUAGCUGUAAAGAGACAAAAAACAAAAUUCGAAAUUGAAAUUCGAGAACAAGCAGAAGAAACAGUUGAAAAUGUUAUUCUCUAUUCCCUGUUAGGAAAUAUAAAAGAAGAAGAAAGAAAUAUUUGGAGAAAAUAUUUAAAAGAUGGUUCACUAGAUGAUAAAGUAGUAAGUAUUGACAUUCCAAAUUAUGUAAAUAAUAAUAUGUUUUCUAACGAUUCGGUAGAAAAUGCAGUUAAAGAAGCACUAAGUAAUCAUCAAAAUAUAAAAAGCGUUAAAAUUAUUCAUCAAAAUAUUAACAAACAGAAUGAUAAAAAAACAAUGACUAUACGAGAAGCAAAACAAAAAUUAUUACAAUUAGAAAUAGAUUCAUCUAUGAAUCAGGACAUUAUACUAAAAACAGCUAUCGCAUCUGUUGAAGAAGAAGGAAUUGUAUUUAUUGAUGAAAUUGAUAAAAUUUGCUCUAAAUCGAAUUCUUCCUACAAUGGACCUGAUGCAAGUGCAGAAGGAGUUCAACGUGAUUUACUACCACUCAUAGAAGGUUGUGUCAUUAAUACGAAAUAUGGAAAUAUAAAUACAAAUUAUAUUUUAUUCAUUGCCUCUGGUGCAUUUCAAAGAGUUAAACCCAAUGAUAUGCUAAAUGAAUUACAAGGAAGAUUACCUGUACAGGUAAAUUUAUCUAGUCUAACUAUAAAAGAUUUCAUAGAAAUAUUAACAAAAACGCAUAAUAAUUUAUUACAGCAAAAUAUUGCACUCUUAAAAACAGAAGGUAUAGAUCUACAAUUUACAGAUGAUGCAAUUGAGACAAUUGCUAAUGCUGCACAUGAUAUGAAUUUCUAUGUGGAAAAUAUAGGGGUGCGUAGAUUGCACACUAUAAUUGAAAAAAUUAUGGAGGAUAUUAAUUACGAUGUUUAUAAUUAUGUGAACAAGACAAUUGUCAUUGAUAAGGAAAAGGUGAAGAAAUCCCUCGAGGGAUUUAUCAAGCAGUUCGACUUGAAGAAGUACAUUAUUUGA
Molecule: messenger RNA, 2559 nt
Organism: Plasmodium gonderi
Lineage: Eukaryota; Apicomplexa; Aconoidasida; Haemosporida; Plasmodiidae
Product: ATP-dependent heat shock protein
Exons: 1
Coding region: 1-2559 (852 amino acids)
Cellular component (GO): HslUV protease complex
Molecular function (GO): peptidase activity; ATP binding; ATP hydrolysis activity
Source: RefSeq, a predicted model, not a curated record